This is a messenger RNA of Lizanozyma spartinae, 1602 nucleotides long. RefSeq lists its product as uncharacterized. Gene Ontology annotation, biological process: Rho protein signal transduction; protein phosphorylation. Gene Ontology annotation, molecular function: MAP kinase activity; ATP binding; protein binding. Bases 1 to 1602 code for a protein of 533 amino acids. The record is from RefSeq and is a predicted model, not a curated record. Lineage: Eukaryota; Fungi; Ascomycota; Pichiomycetes; Serinales; Debaryomycetaceae. Gene Ontology annotation, cellular component: nucleus; cytoplasm. The transcript has 2 exons.
AUGCCGAUAGAAAGUAGAUUAGCCGCUGAAAGUAUUAUCUCAACCAAUGAUAAUCAUGAUCGUUCUAGAGCCUUGUAUGACUUAGAGAAUGCCCAUUUUUGUAUUGACGCCAGAUAUAAAGUAGACAAGGUAUUAGGCAAAGGAUCCUAUGGAACAGUGUGUUCAGCGGUAGACACCAAAUCAACCAAUAAGGUGGCGAUCAAAAAAGUGUCCAAUAUCUUUGAUAAGGAAGUGCUAUUGAAACGGGCUGUCAGAGAGUUAAAGCUUAUGGUUCAUUUCCGAGGCCAUAGAAAUAUAGUCAACCUUAAAGAUCUUGAUAUUAUUUAUGAUAAGCCCUAUGAUGGCUUAUAUUGUUAUCAGGACUUAGUGGAGAAUGACUUGACUCAUGUUAUAUUUUCUGGGAUCCAAUUCAGUGAGUUCCAUAUUCUGAGUUUCAUCUAUCAAAUCUUGUGCGGGUUAAAGUAUAUCCAUUCGGCUGAUGUUAUUCAUAGAGACUUGAAACCUGGGAACAUACUUGUUACUAACAAGGGACAACUUCAAAUAUGUGAUUUUGGAUUGGCUAGAGGUAUCAAUAGUAAAUAUACUGGGUUCAAUUCUCCUCCAAUUACAAACUAUGUGGCUACCAGAUGGUACCGUGCACCUGAGCUUAUACUUAGUAAGAGUGAGUAUACCAAGGCUGUUGAUUUAUGGGCUGUGGGGUGUAUUUUAGGAGAGUUAUACGGUCGGAAACCCAUGUUUAUGGGUAACAAUCAACUUCAUCAAAUUACAGAGAUUUCAAAGAUCUUGGGUAAUCCAACUUUGGAAGUUAUAAGAAAGUAUAAUUGGAAGUUAUAUUCCCCUGGUGCUGCAGCACUAGCUGGUGGGAAAGACGCAGAAGUUACCAAGAAGAGUCAAUAUAGCAUAAAUACAGUGGCUCCAAGAUUACAAUAUCCUGGGAUUGCUUUACUGAAACUCUAUCCAUAUGCUUGUGAAAAGGCAUUAGGGAUGCUUCAAAGUUUACUCUAUUGGGAUCCAGACUCCAGACUUAAUGUUGAACAAGCCCUCAGCCAUUCGUUUUUGGCUGAGAUACGAUCACCCGAGAACGAACCAGUACACCCAACCGCAUUUGAUUUUAGUUUUGAAGAGGACAAGAACCACUACUUGAGAAUCCUUCAGCAAGAUGUUGAACGAUUCCGAGAGGAAAAACGGACUUACAUCAAUCUCAACCCCAACAUGACCAAGCCGGAAUUGGAAAUUGUCCGCAUUCACGUCGUUGCUGACGGUGAAGUUGUCCUUGAUGAUCCAGAGAUCAAACACGUUAAGGUGCCAGAGGGAGCAGUGGUCCAAACGACAAUCUACUUCAAGUUGAAGGGAGGUCCAGUCAAAGGUUUGAAGAACAAAAAGGGUAAUGCCAAAGGUGGAGUUACCAUUAGAACCACUGAAUUUGUUCUCGGAGAUUAUGAUGAUGAUGACGAAGAGAAGGUACACGAAGCGAAGUUCCCGGAGGAAACAGCACCCAGUGGAUUCCUUUUACGGGGAAAAUAUACUUCUACAUCCUCGUAUUAUGUUGGGGAUGAACUUAUUCAUGAAACCGUCUAUACUACCGAGAUUGUUAGAAAGUAA